AUGGAUAGCAAAUCAAAGGUAACCAAUGAUGGUCCGGAAGGCUCAGACGUACCCUGCAGCCAGAAAUCGAAGAGCUUGCUGGUAGAAAAACUGGGUAAAAAUCUACUAGGCGAUAAUGUACAAAUAAUUAUCGGGGAAACGAUUCUUCGUUGCAAUCAAACGGUGCUGGUUGCCUAUUGCGAAUUUUUCGCGAAGACUCUCAUGAUAGGCGAUUCAGUUAGGCUGUCAAUGUCGAUGGCACCCAGCACGUUCGAGUUGGCCUACACUUGGAUGAUUAACAAGAAUCCCCUGUGCCCAAGCGAUGAAAUAGUCCCCUUGCUGGUCGCCGGGCUGAUCCUGGGCUGCUCUCGACUUUCAAAAGGCAUCCUAGAAGCCUUUAACGAUCUGCAUAGCUUCUCGGCGAAGGAAGCCUACUGGUGCUACCGCGAGGCCAUGGAGAUAAACGUUGCUGGCGUGGCCCAACUGUUGCUGCCGCGUGUUAGCCAAUCUUUUCUGAUUCUAGUAGCCUCUUCGGUGUUCCGGAAACUCGAUGCGAAGCAUGUGUACGAGUUGUUAAGCUCCAACCAUCUGGCCGUGCAAUCCGAGAUCGAGGUUUUCUAUGCAGCCAUCAUUUGGCUCUACGAUGACUACCCGAAUCGGAAGAAACACAUCAAGUAUUUGCUCAGAGCGAUUAGGUUCAAUCUGUUGCCGUGUUACCUAGUGCUCCACUGGGGGGAGAAUCUGGAAGAGCUUAACUAUGAGCUGGCACAAGAGGUGCGUGUUUGCCUAACAAAGACCAUGCUAUUCCAAAUCGAAGUUUACGCGGGGGCCGAUCGCGAUUUGCCCCUGCCACGCAUUUGGAUAACAGAUCCCAUAUGUCCGUACCACAAGGACAUGGAACUGGAUGAAUACAUUCGCAUAAGUCUGAAAGAUUUCCUCUGUUACCUCAAAUUACUUCAGACUUCGGAAUCAACAUUUCUAAGCCGCAUACAGAUAUUACCGCCUAAGAAGUCGCCUGUGAAGAAAAUACUUUUCAAAAAGCCCUCGAAAAAGUAACCACCAGAUCAUGUACUGCACCCGUUUUUGGAAUUUUGAAAUUACUGCGCUGGAAGCAUGCCCGAUCCUAGGAAACGUCACACCUCCCAAAAUGAAUCAACUCUCAAUUAUCUGGAAUGCCUGCUAAUAACCAACCUCAUCUUUUUAUCUCAUCGGACGUUAUUUUCUUGUUAUAUUCAUCAGUGGAACACUUUAUCUCCUGGACUAAAUCUCCGAAAUCAGUCAUGCUCAGGUGUGUUCUCUGAGGUCAUGCUGUCCCAGUUGGUCCCGAACACAUUCCAGAAACUUAUACACAGUCCUAACCAGCCACUAAUCCGCAGCCCUAGAUGGGCCGAUCUGUGCAAUUACUUUCUAUCAGAUAUACUGUAACACAGGUGUCCACAUCGGAAUCAAGGAUCCAGCGGCGACGAUACCCGUCGUCAGCGAUGCCUAUAGCCACAAGCUCACACAAACUUCAAAACAGAACGAUAAGCGUCCUAUCAAUGACAUCAUAGUCCUGCAUGAGAGGGCGAAUGUUUUCUUUUUAAGAUGCUUUAAAAAAAUGUUAAGCAUAUGUGAAACCUUAAGAUAAUACAUUUACCUAAACCUUUUCAUAUGUGAG
Molecule: messenger RNA, 1636 nt
Organism: Drosophila persimilis
Lineage: Eukaryota; Metazoa; Arthropoda; Insecta; Diptera; Drosophilidae
Product: actin-binding protein IPP
Exons: 4
Coding region: 1-1035 (344 amino acids)
Source: RefSeq, a predicted model, not a curated record